Molecule: messenger RNA, 3191 nt
Organism: Beta vulgaris subsp. vulgaris (sugar beet)
Lineage: Eukaryota; Viridiplantae; Streptophyta; Magnoliopsida; Caryophyllales; Amaranthaceae
Product: protein IQ-DOMAIN 32
Exons: 6
Coding region: 223-2877 (884 amino acids)
Molecular function (GO): protein binding
Source: RefSeq, a predicted model, not a curated record
UCCAUUUUUCCCUCUCUUAAGGUUCAAGUCCCAAUAAUAGUAGUAGUACAACUCUCCACUAGAUUUACAAAUGGAAAUCAAAAUGAAAAUGGUUUCUCUUUCUCACUAUCAUACUCAUACUAUCUCACUUUAACAACAACAACAAAAAAACACCUAGAGAGAGAAAUACUAAUUCUUAUUCUAGAGAGAGAAAUUAUACUAGUUCUAGAGAGAGAAGAAAGUAUGGGGACUUCUUCCUGCUUGAAGAUCAUCGUUUGUGGCAGCGAUACUCCCGACAAUGACGAUGCUCAUUCUCCUCAGUGGCAGCUGAACUUACAGGCUAAGGGAUCAAAUGAUAAACGGGGUUGGAGUUUCAGGAAGAAAUCUGGCAGGCAUCGGGUGCUAGGAAACAAUGUCAGUUCAGAAACUACUACUUUUCCAGAAAAAGAGACCCCACAAAGUGGUAGUAUUGAUUUCCAAUCUCCAGUUAAGUCUGCUAAUGUUGAUGAGAAGCCACAACUGCCUAAACCAGUUGAGGAAUUUAGUAAAACUGUUGUUGGUACAGAAAAUGAUAGUGAAUUGAAAAAAUCCGUGGUGGUGGGCCCUUCAGAAAAUGGUGCAAUAUGUGCAGAAUCAAAGUUCAGUCAGGAUGAGGUUGCUUUAGAGAGAGUAAGCAAUGAAACAUCAGCUGAACAGAAAUUGGCUGAUGUUGCUAUUGUUUCAGAAAAUGAUAGCAAUGAAACAUCAGAUGAAUCAAGUAUAGCUAAUGAUUCGUGUGUUUCAAAAGAUGAAAGCAUUGAGUCAGCCGAGUUUAAGAUAUCUGAGUCAGUGAUGGCUUCAGAUAAUAUUUGUGAUGACAAUGUUGCUCUGGAUGAAACCGCCGCUAUUAAUAUUCAAACAGCUAUGAGAGGCUUCCUGGCGCAACAAAAGCUCGUGCAAUUAAAGAGUGCCAUCAAACUUCAAGCUGUUAUUCGUGGACAUCUAGUCCGGAGACAUGCUGUCGGAACUCUGCAUUGCAUCAGAGCCAUUGUCAAGGUUCAAGCUCUUGUUCGUGCUCGCAAUUCAAAGUCCUUGGGCCAGAAAAUUAAACCAAAUGAUGCUCACUUUUCCACUGUGAAGCUGCUUCAAAAUAGUUUUGCCCGCCAGCUGUUGGAGUCUACAUCAAAGCCCAAAUCUCUGAAUAUUAGAUGUGAUCCAAUGAGGCCCAAUUCAGCCUGGAGUUGGUUGGAGAGAUGGAUGUCUGUCUCAAAAUCUGAAGUUGUUGAAAAACUAGAGCCUAGUGUGGAGGCAGAGAAGGAGAUCGAGGUUCAGAAAAUUGCUACACAAGCAGGUGCUGAAGUUUCGUCAGUGGCUCUUUUGGACUCGGUAGAGUCUAAGUUCUGUAUGAAGAAAGGGGAAGAAUUGUUGGAAAAUGAAAAAAACUAUGUUGUUGAUGAAGUUAACACUGUUGAUUCCUGCUCACCGUGUUCUUUGCCAACAGAGUUCAUGACAGAACAACCUCAUAUUCAAAAGCAAGAAAUAGUUAAGGAGGAUGUAGCUUCUGCUAAGAUUGAGGCUAAUGAAACCGAAAUUCCGCGUAUGCAAGCAGAACCUAUUUCUUUGGAAGAUGAACCUGCUACAAUGGCCACAGAGAUCCAACAGCCAAAACUUUCUACAAAGCGGUCAGCAUCUUCAGAGCUGAACGAUGAGGGAAAGAAGUUUGUAUAUGGAUCUAGAAAGGCAAGCAGUCCUGCAUUUAUCGCUGCUCAGUCAAAAUUUGAAGAACUGACUUCAGCUGCAAAUCCAGGUGGAGUAACUAUAACAUCCCACGAAGAUGUUGUAUUGGAAUCCCAUGUCAACUCAGUCCCGUAUCUUGAAGAAAGUGUCAAGAAAACCAAUACUCCUGCUUAUGUUGAAACUUCUGGGACUUCUUACCCGCGGAUUCAUGUUGCUGGAUCUGAAUGUGGGACUGAACUCUCAAUUUCUUCCACUCUUGAUUCACCUGAUAGAUCAGAAAUUGAGAAUACAGAAGCUGAGCCGGAAGUCCAGCUUCUGGAGGAGGCAUCUUGUCCACCUGACGUUCGAGAGAAGCAAGAUUGUGAAGCCAAUGACCUGUCAAGCAAGCGCGUGACUGAUGUACCUUCUGUCAUGAUUCAGCAGGGAGAGGUUCGUGGGACUAAUGAUAUAUCUGUUGAUCCAGUUGAUGCUGAGGUCUGCCAACAGUUGGAAGAUAAACUUGAGACAAAGGCAUCUGAUGUGAAGAUUGACGUUGCAACUGUGGGAGCGAUGACCAAUAUGGACUCCUCGCCUGUGGAGAAGACAUGUCAAGAAAUUGGAAAUGAUGUGCACACAGAACAUGGAUUAGCAAGAGAUCAUCAAGCAUACAAACCAUCACCUGAAUCCUCACCUAUAAGCCAUAAGACGGUGCCAGAGUCUCAAGGAACACCUUCCAGCCAAGCAUCAGUAAAAGGUAAAAGGAACAAGAUUGAUAAACAUGGAUCCAACAGAAAACGUAGUUUCCCAUCUGCAGAAAAGCGGUCCCCAUCAAACCCAAAUAUUGACUCUGGUGCAAGAAGUAGUACCGAGCAUCUGCCUAAGGAUCAUAAGAGUGGGAAAAGAAGGAAUUCUUUUGGCUCAGCAAAAUCUGACACUGCUGAUCAGGAGCCCAGAGAGAGUAGUAGUCGUAGUUCUUUGCCGAGCUAUAUGCAAGCUACUGAAUCUGCCAGAGCCAAGGCUAAUUCCCCUAGAUCAAGCCCAGAUGUCCAUGAUAAAGAACUUUACUCCAAGAAGAGACAUUCACUACCUGGCGCAACUGGGAGGCAGGUUUCUCCUCAGAUUCACCGAUUAACGCCCGAAGUGACAGAGGGUGUAAAAGCAAAUGGCUCUCAACCUUCUACAGAAAGAAAAUGGCAAAGGUGAAAGGCGCUGCAAACAAUUGUAUGGACUACUGAUGCAAGGACAUUCGUCUGAUGUAACCGAGAUCAAUGCACAAGAAACUUGCCAUUACCUUGUAACUUUCCACUUAAGUCUAGAUCAUUCAAAUGAGUGCGAGUUUGGUUUGUGAAAUAUAUAUUGAGGGUAUAUCUUUUUUUUAAAAUGUACAUUAUAAACACAUUAUUUUUUAUUUUUCAUCAACAGAGUUUUAACUUCCAGGUUUGCGAUAUCAGAGUGUGCAAAUGUUUGUAUGACUAAAAUCUUCUGCUAUGUAUGUUAAAUGUAAGCCGUUGAAUUCA